UGUGAGAGUUCUCAAGUCUGUGCCUCGCCUGAAAUUGAUUGAGUUGAGCUUCAAACAUCAUCUUCUAUCAGCACCGCUCUAACCUUCAAACCGUUCAAGUGGUCGUCAUUCAAACUGGCUAAAUGGCCAGCCUUCAUAAACAGCAAAAUGGCCGCCCUUCAUGAAUGGCAUCAGCAGAGCUUUGUAUACACCGACGACUUCAUUGGCCUAAUUCUUUAGAACGUAACGAUGCCAGUAGCCCAACGAAGGGCCCCAAGCGACACCAACGGUCGGAAAUCGGACCAAUUCUUUAGAUCGGUGCCACUAACCCAACGAAGGGCCCCAAGCAACACCGAUGACCGGCAAUCAGACUAAUUCUUUAGAUCGAUGCCACUAACCCAACGAAGGGCUCCAAGCGACACCGAUAACCAGCAACCAGACCAAUUCUUUAGAUCAGUGCCACUAACCCAACGAAGGGCCACCAUCCCACACCACUUCAGUCUUCAUAUCGGCAAAGUGGCUGAUCUCCACACUGACGAAAUGGUCGGCCUUCAAACUGAAAAAAUAGCCAGUCUUCAAACCGACGAAAUGGCUGAUCUUCACACCGACAAAAUAGCCGGUUUUCGCACCAACGAAAUAGCUGGUCUUCGCACCGACAAAGUGGGCGGUCUUCGCACUGACAAAAUAGCCGGUCUUCAAACCGACGAAAUGGCCGGUCUUCACACCGACAAAAUAGCCGGUCUUCAAACUGAUAAAGUGGUCGGUCUUCUCACCGACAAAAUAGCCGGUUUUCACACCGACGGUCGUCAAUCGGCUAAGCUCUUUCCUUUUCAACAAAAGGCGCCACCUUCAAGUCGCUUGAAACAGUAGAAUGCCAGACUCUCAAUUGCUAUGGCGAGUAGAGAACUAAUGCAUCAAAAGUUUUAAGCAGCCACAAUUUGAUUGUCCCUGCACACAAAAAAAGGGCAAGCAAAAGAAAGAAAAGAAAGUGAGGGCACGAAAAAAAAGCACUAUUAAUAAAAAGGUAGAGGUUUUUUAAAAAAAAACAUCUAAAAGGAGGCCUCAUUAUCAUAACCAGCCUAAAGCCUUUCAAAGAAUUCAGGCCCAAUAGAAAGCCUCAUGGCCUAAAGUUUUUUAAGAGGAGCUAUGGACUCCAUUCAGCAACUCUCCCCGUCAUCUUCUUCAGUGAAGCUGCUGCAGUUACUCCUACUCGCAGGUAAUCAGCGCCAAGCUCGACCAGGUUUCCUUCUCGGAUGACCAGCGAUCUCCGCCGACGAUAACAUCUCCUCUCUCCGGCAAACGGCGCCAGCGACAAAAUCAGCUUCGUCAUCUCCUCCUUCGCACAUCAGAACUGGAUAAAUCAGCGGACAAAGAUCGCAUGGCAUGGUUUUACCGUCUUCUUCGCACCAAGAGAGCAACGCCAGCAAUUGAUUCCCAGGUGAAAUUAGCAGCAACGUCCAACACCAGCGAAGCACCAAUUGGUUUAUCAUCUCCCCGUCAAACAGUUGGUCUCAUCUGCUGGCAGUCAUCUUUUGUACCAAGGCUGAAGUAACAGAAUCAGCAACCGAUUCAGCUCCUUCUGGGCAAACAAGUAGCGACGGCACCAACAAAAAAAAAAAUCAGCUCGUCACCAACUAGCUUCUAAUCCGAACAAUCCGGCAAGAGGCGGCAGCGUCUUUUCCAACACCGACUAGCUUCCAACACCAACUAGCUUCCAACCCGAACAGUCCGGCAAGAGGCGGCAGCAUCUCUUCCAACACCGACUAGCUUCCAACACCAACUAGCUUCCAAUCCAAGCAGUCCGGCAAGUGGCAUCACACUCAGCAAACGAAUUGAACUAAACCAAGCUUUCCUCCGAAACCUUCCUGCGUUCAAAAAAAAUAUAGAGGUAAUAUUCAGUCAAAAGUAUGAAAAGUUUACCCUGAUGAUGUUAAAAGCUUGUUGCUGGCUGAUGUAUAAUUCGAAUCUAGAUGAUUCGUAUUUAUAAUAGUGUCAAGAAUAUCUGCUUGAAUCAGUUGAACUAGGACAAUAUCUGCUACCACGGCACUACCCUAACAUCCAAAGGAUUCUAAGUGGUUUAUAAUGCAAUAUUUUUCACAAAGAAGAAUUUUGAUAUUUUGAAAUACUUGGACUGCGAAAUAAAAAAUUGCGAAUGGCCCAAAUGAAUGGAGCAGAUAUUACCGCGAUGGAUCUGGGUUAACAAACUUCACGGGCUAGGGGAUUAAGUUUGUCAAGCACACAGAUAAAUAUUAUGUCGGUCAGGGUCGAGACUUACUUUUCUUCCGUUUAAAACGACCAAGCAAAUCUCG
Cuscuta europaea is the source of this 2288-nucleotide messenger RNA. NCBI's taxonomy places the organism in Eukaryota, Viridiplantae, Streptophyta, Magnoliopsida, Solanales, Convolvulaceae. The record is from the annotation of a GenBank genome assembly.